Messenger RNA from Perca fluviatilis (European perch), 881 nucleotides. Its product is annotated as type-2 ice-structuring protein-like. The record is from RefSeq and is a predicted model, not a curated record. NCBI's taxonomy places the organism in Eukaryota, Metazoa, Chordata, Actinopteri, Perciformes, Percidae. The transcript is spliced from 5 exons. Gene Ontology annotation, molecular function: signaling receptor activity. The coding region runs from base 83 to 652 and encodes 189 amino acids.
CUCUUGUUCAGUAUCUCCACACAGGAAGACCACAGGCUGAAUCUGAGAAAGAAGAAUUAUCUGCAUUAUCUCCGCCACCAAGAUGCUGACUGUGUCUCUGCUCGUUUGUGCCAUGAUGGCUCUGGCUACAGCUGAUGACGCAGAUGUCGCUUCCAGCAACUCUACCAGCAACGUUUCCAACAACUCUUCUAGCAACGCAGAUGAUGCUUCCAGCUACGAAGCGGGCCCUGCUUGUCCUGCUUCUUGGAUGAAGUACAAUGAUCGCUGUUUCCUCUACGUUCCUAGAGAACUGGAUUGGUCUGACGCUGAGAAAAACUGCCAGUCCUUUAAAGGAAACCUUGCAUCAGUGCACAGUAUCGAGGAAUAUCACUUCAUUCAGAUGAUAAUCAAACAACAGACUCAUGGUUAUCCAAUGACCUGGAUUGGAGGCCAUGACUCCCCGAAGAACAAUGUUUGGUUCUGGAGUGAUGGCAGACCUUUCUACUUUACAUUCUGGUGUGCAGGGCAACCCAACAAUUCAGGUGGCAAUCAGGGUUGCAUCCGGAUGAAUGCUGGAGAGCACAACUGCUGGGAUGAUUUCAUGUGUUCUGGCAAACUUCCAUCUGUCUGUGCCAGAAACCCAGAAGAAUCUCCUGAGCUGACACAGAGAUAAAUUGUGCCUACCACACACACACACACAAACGUGUGUGACAGUAUGGAUUUAUCUGUGUCAUCAGUCUCAUGUGUAAUCACAUCUUUAAUUCUCUUUUAGGCUGUAACCAAACUUCCUGACUUCCUCUUUGGCUUUUAAUGAGAGAAGAAUGAAUAUGUUGUGAAAAGAACACUUUUGGCACAAACUAAUCUUUGAUGCACUUUGAAAUAAAACUCUGGAGCAUUGAAAG